This is a messenger RNA of Zophobas morio, 1281 nucleotides long. Its product is annotated as probable phosphoserine aminotransferase. The record is from RefSeq and is a predicted model, not a curated record. The transcript has 6 exons. NCBI's taxonomy places the organism in Eukaryota, Metazoa, Arthropoda, Insecta, Coleoptera, Tenebrionidae. Gene Ontology annotation, molecular function: pyridoxal phosphate binding; O-phospho-L-serine:2-oxoglutarate transaminase activity. Bases 92 to 1195 code for a protein of 367 amino acids. Gene Ontology annotation, cellular component: cytoplasm. Gene Ontology annotation, biological process: L-serine biosynthetic process.
UGGAAAGCGCACAGUUUAAGUUCUAGUGUUGCUACCUGAACACUGUUCAGUACGUUUCUAUAAACAGAUAUAUUGUAUAAGUGUCAAUAAAAUGGGCAGCAGUCAGUCAGCAUUAAAUUUUGGGGCUGGUCCCGCCAAGCUCCCGAGGGAGGUCUUAGAAGAAGUUCAGAAAGAGCUCUUAUCUUUCGGAGAAAGCGGCAUGAGUUUGAUGGAAAUGAGCCAUCGUUCUAAAGAAUACUCAAAAAUCAACAACGACGCGCAAAAAGCGGUUAGAGAAUUACUGCAUGUACCAGAUAAUUACAAAAUUCUUUUUAUACAAGGUGGAGGAACGGGUGCCUUUGCUGCAGUGGCUAUGAACCUUAUAAAUAGAACAGGUUCUGCAGAUUAUGCAGUAACGGGUACCUGGUCUGGUAAAGCUGCAAAAGAAGCAGCCAAGUAUGGAAAAGUUAACUUGGUAUUCCCUAAAGCCGAUAAGCCGGGAAGCAUUCCGGCAGAAUCUACUUGGACAUUGAAUCCCGACGCUGCGUAUUUGUAUUAUUGCGAUAAUGAAACGGUUGAUGGGGUUGAAUUUCCAUAUAUUCCUAACGCUAAUGGAAUUCCAAUUGUUAGUGAUAUGUCGUCCAGUAUUAUGACCAAACGUGUAGAUAUUACAAAGUUCGGUUGCAUCAUAGCCGGGGCACAAAAAAAUAUUGGUCCAGCCGGAGUUACCGUAGUUAUAAUCAGAGAAGAUCUUUUAGGAAAUCCAAUGAAGAUUUGCCCAUCUGUAUUUGACUUUACACACAUAAAUAAAGAAAAUUCCGUCCACAAUACCCCGGCAACAUUUUCGGUUUAUGUAAUGGAGAAAGUCUUACAAUGGAUUAAGAAAAACGGUGGUGUCGAGGCAAUGGAAGCCCAAUCUUCACAAAAAAAGACUCUCUUAUAUGAUGCUAUUCUUCAUUCCAAUAAUUUCUACAGUUGUCCUAUUGAUGAAGAUGUCAGAAGUAGAAUUAAUGUGCCUUUUAGAGUUGGUGGACCUCAGGGAAAUGAAGACUUAGAAACAAAAUUCUUACAAGAGGCCGAAAAGCUAAAAAUGUUCCAACUGAAAGGUCACAGAUCAGUUGGAGGAAUGAGGGCAUCCUUGUAUAAUGCAGUAACUAGUGAUGAUGUUAAUUUAUUAGUGAAAUUCAUGAAUGAAUUCAGAAAACAAUAUGGAUAAAAAAAUUCGGUUUAUAGAUUAUUUAAUUUUGUAUUUAUUUUAUUUGUACUUAUAAGUUAAAAAUUAAUAGACAUAAUAACAAUAAA